GUAACGUAUUGAUAUAUCGCUUGUGCUACGGUUACGACAACAAUAAAAGACUAAUCAAAUAAGUAAACUGGUUAAACAAUGAGCGAAGCCGGCUCUGCCGUAGAUGCAGUCGCUGCGGAAAAGAAGCGCAAAUUUCGCAUACAAGCGGCUGCAUUCAUGGGCCUCGUCGGCGGCAUUUCUGCGCUGUUUGGAUUCUCUCGCACGCUGGCCACAGCCAAGAAAUCGGACAGCAAAGUACUCCAGCAGCAAGCCACAAAACAGGGCAUCAUCCUCAUGGAUGAAGGUACAACGCUGGCGAUGCGAGCCCUUGGCUGGGGCACAUUGUAUGCUGUAUUGGGCACUGGGGCAUUUUGCUAUGGAUUCUGGAAGCUGAGUGGUGCCAAAGAUUUCGCGGAGUUUAGAUUGAAAAUGGGCAACGCUUUGCCGCGGAUUAGCAAAGAUGAGCCAGCUAACAGUCGCACGGAUUUCGAAAGCCUAACAGAUCUUAUGAAAUAUUUAGCUGCCUGGAACAAGGAGUAAGCCCAUACACACCUAUAAACAUGUAGAAUAAACGCCAAUUGUACAACUCA
Drosophila hydei is the source of this 569-nucleotide messenger RNA. Its product is annotated as transmembrane protein 242. The record is from RefSeq and is a predicted model, not a curated record. Bases 79 to 519 code for a protein of 146 amino acids. NCBI's taxonomy places the organism in Eukaryota, Metazoa, Arthropoda, Insecta, Diptera, Drosophilidae. The transcript has 3 exons.